AUGUUUCGCAAUCAGUACGACACGGAUGUCACCACGUGGAGCCCCGUCGGCCGCCUGCACCAGGUGGAGUAUGCAAUGGAGGCAGUGAAGCAGGGCAGUGCGGCGGUGGGUCUGCGCAGCACCACGCACGCGGUGCUGGCCACGCUCAAGAGAGCGGCGUCCCCCCUGGCGUCGUACCAGCGCAAGAUAUUCCGCGUGGACGACCACAUGGGCAUCGCCAUCGCUGGGCUCAAUGCGGACGGCCGCGUGCUCUGCCGCUUCAUGCGCUCCGAGUGCUUGUCUCACAAGUUUGUCUUCGAGUCGCCUCUCCCGGUGGGCCGCCUUGUCUCCAUGGUAGCAGACAAAUCUCAGGUGUGCACGCAGCGCUCGUGGCGCCGCCCGUACGGCGUGGGGCUGCUGGUGGCCGGCUUCGACCAGACCGGCCCGCACAUUUUUCAGACCUGCCCGUCGGGCAACUUCUGGGAAUUCCACGCCAUGGCAAUCGGGGCGCGUUCGCAGGCCGCCAAGACGUACCUGGAGCGCAAGUAUGAGUCGUUUGGGGCGUGUUCGCUGGACGAGCUGGUGCGACACGCGCUGCUUGCUGUGAAGGAGUCGCUGCAGGAGGGGGAGCUGAGUGGAGCCAACUGCAGUGUCUCUAUUGUGGGGGAGGGGCAAGCGUUUAGCAUUCUGACGGAUGCGCAGGUGCAGGAGCAUAUAGAUAGGAUGGAGAAUGAGGAGGGUGGGCAGGGAGGGGCGGCGAAGGAGGAAGUAGAGGUGGUGGAGGAGGUAGAGGUGGAGGAUGUGGAGGAGGAGAAGGCAGGGGAAGGAGAGGAGGGUGGUACCGGGGAGGGGUCUGAGGGUCCUGCUCCUAUGGAGGCUUGA
Molecule: messenger RNA, 861 nt
Organism: Closterium sp. Naga37s-1
Lineage: Eukaryota; Viridiplantae; Streptophyta; Zygnematophyceae; Desmidiales; Closteriaceae
Source: the annotation of a GenBank genome assembly